CCUCUCAGCACUCAGCGCAAGGAAGCACGGCCACCUCCACCAUGUCUGGCAGUUGCUGUUCUAGGAAAUGCUUCUCCGUGCCAGCCAUCUCUCUCUGCUCCACUGAUGUGAGCUGCAGAGGCCCCAUCUGCCUGCCCAGUUCCUGCCAGAGCCAGACGUGGCAGCUGGUGACUUGUGAAGAUAGCUGUGGAUCAUCCAGCUGCGGGCCACAGUGCUGUCAACCCUCCUGUCCCGUGAGCAGCUGUGCCCAACCCCUGUGCUGUGAGCCUGCUGCGUGUGAGCCUUCUUGCUCUGUGAGCAGCUGCUGCCAACCCGUGUUCUGCGAGACCACCACCUGUGAGCCUUCUUGCUCUGUGAGCAGCUGCUGCCAACCCGUGUGCUUCGAGGCCACCAUCUGUGAGCCUUCUUGCUCCGUGAGCAGCUGUGCUCAACCUGUGUGCUGUGAGCCUGCUAUUUGUGAGCCUUCUUGCUCUGUGAGCAGCUGCUGCCAACCUGUAUGCUCUGAAGCCACUUGCUGCCAACCAGUCCUAUGUGUGCCCACUUCCUGCCAGCCCAUCCUCUGCAAAUCCAGCUGCUGCCAGCCAGUCGUCUGUGAGCCCAGCUGCUGCCCAGCUGUCUGCACCGUGCCUAGUUCCUGCCAACCUGUGGUCUGUGAGCCUGCCUGCUGUCAGCCGGUGUGCCCCACACCUACCUGCUCUGUGACCAGCAGCUGCCAGGCUGUCUGCUGUGACCCCAGCCCUUGUGAGCCAUCUUGCUCAGAGUCUAGCGUCUGUCAGCCAGCUACCUGCAUGGCUCUGGUCUGUGAGCCAGUUUGCCUCCGCCCUGUCUGCUGUGUUCAGAGCCCAUGUGAGCCACCUUGUGUCCCCAGCACAUGCCAAGAGCCUUCUUGUUGUGUCUCCAGUAUCUGCCAACCCAUCUGCUCUGAGCCCAGCCCCUGCUCACCAGCUGCCUGUGUGCCCAAUCCAUGCCAACCUACUUGCUAUGUAGUCAAGCGCUGUCGUUCUGUCUGCCCCGAGCCAAUUUCCUGUCCAUCUACCUCCUGCCAGCCUCUUUCCUGCCGUCCAGGAUCUUCUGCAUCUGUCAUCUGCCGACCAACUUGCCCUAAGACCUUCUACAUACCUAGUUCCUGCAAACGGCCUUGUAGUGCUCUGGGUUCCUACCGCCAGCUCUCCCGUCCGAUCUGCCGCCCGAUCUGCUCUGGACUCCUCACCUAUAGGCAGCCAUACGUGACCUCCAUCUCCUACCGUCCUGCCUGCUACCGCCCAUGCUACUCCAUCCUGCGCCGCCCGGCCUGUGUCACUUCCUACUCUUACCGCCCAGUCUGCUCCCGCCUGUCUUGCACGGAGUCCGACUCUUCCAAACGGGCUUGCAAAAAAUCCACGUCCAGCCAACUGGAUUGUGUUGACUCAACCCCCUGCAAGGCGGAUGUUUCAGAGGAGGGUCCCUGCCAGCCCACUGAGGCCAAACCCAUCAGCCCAACCACCCGUGAGGCCGUAGCAGCUCAGCCCGCUGCCAGCAAGCCUGCCAACUGCUAAACUGGCUUCGGCCCUCCAAUUCCUGCAAAGCAAGCCACCAGCUAGAGACAAAACUGCGCUGUUUUCUCCAAAGCUCAUUGUGACUUAGCUAGGAGCUCUUUCUUUCUGCGUUGUUACUCACCAUCUGCUUACGCCUCAAAGAACUCAUCCGAAAUGUCAGUAUCCUAAUCACUUAACUGAAGGCCUCCUGGACAGCAAGAGGGAGACAUUCCAGGUUCAUGCCUUCUGCUGCGAUUAAGCUGAGAAAAGCCGCUUGGCUUCACCAUCUAGGGUCUCUUUCCUGACAUGAAGUUUUUUCUGUCGUCAUCUAUGUGCUCCCUUGCUCUGCACACUUGUGUUCCUUAGGGACUUCUCCGAUCAGGUAGAAUAUGUAACUGUGCAAUAAAGGUGGCUAACCUGAA
Saimiri boliviensis boliviensis (Bolivian squirrel monkey) is the source of this 1936-nucleotide messenger RNA. RefSeq names its product keratin associated protein 16-1 (gene KRTAP16-1). NCBI's taxonomy places the organism in Eukaryota, Metazoa, Chordata, Mammalia, Primates, Cebidae. The record is from RefSeq and is a predicted model, not a curated record. Gene Ontology annotation, cellular component: keratin filament.